Molecule: messenger RNA, 3556 nt
Organism: Blastomyces gilchristii SLH14081
Lineage: Eukaryota; Fungi; Ascomycota; Eurotiomycetes; Onygenales; Ajellomycetaceae
Product: choline transporter
Exons: 3
Coding region: 1814-3397 (527 amino acids)
Biological process (GO): transmembrane transport
Cellular component (GO): membrane
Molecular function (GO): transmembrane transporter activity
Source: RefSeq, a predicted model, not a curated record
ACUAACUAACUAACUAGAUCUGUGUGUGGCUCAGGGCAGCCGAGGCAGAAAAAAGACAAAAAAGAAAGAAAGAGCCGCUUGUGACGUCAACAAAACAAAACCUGAAAUCCUCCUUUUCCAGCCACGCCCGCCAUGAACUCUUGAGGCGUGCAGAUGGCAGAUAACUAUGACAUGCGACAUGUCUACGCUGUACAGUGUAGGGAUUCUUGCUGACAGGGUCAAAAGAAUAUCCGCGGAUGACCACUUGCGCGUGCAACUGGAAGAUUGAUGAGAGAUGUAACACCCCGCAUCAGCACGCUGCACCACCCCACCACACAACACGCUGCAAAAAGAAAAGAAACCAACACCAACAACAACAACAACAACAACAGGCAAUAAAACCCGAAGAAGACCGACCGGGAAGGGCAGAAAAAAUAGCCGACAAAGCCGUCUCUGUCUGGCCUACACGACCUGUUCGUUCGGGCAAAUCCUUCGGCGAGCGGAUCCAAUUCCUAGCUCUUGCAAGGCUCCGUCAGCGGGGGGAUGUUUCUCACGUUUUUCAGAGAGCUCCGCUGGACUUGUUCUCAACCCUCGACUUCCUUGCUGUAUCGAUGGCCAAUAAUGGCCGAGUUUGCCUCAGCACUAGGGUCUUGGUACAUGUAUACAUGUAUACACAUCACGUCACUUGCAAGUUGCGGGACAUGUGGGAAUACCAAAGAGGGUCGCCUUUGAAAAAGGGUUUAAGGUUGCCGCCAAGUUAAACUUUCAACCUUUUUUUUUUCUUCUGUUUUCCCGCCGAUUCCCCUCUACCAGUGUCGUCUCUGGAGAAGGCAAGAAAACUUUACACCAAAAGAGCCACAUGCAAAAUCAAUUGCUGCGCUUGUUCCCUGAUGAAAGCCAAAAUUGGCCAUCGGACACUAAGACCUGUUUAAAACCCCCGAGCUCCGCUAUUUUACCUUUUCUUUUCUUGCACUCACUCGCAGUAUCGCAGCCCAUCGCACAAAAAGCUGAAGCAGCAUAACAGAUAAAUGCGAUCUCCAUUAAUCCCGGUAUCUCCUGAUGUUUGGAUAUUCCCCACCACCCAUUAUUCAACAGAUUAGCGGUUGAUUUUCGCCGUUAUCAUAUUUUUUUUUUAAUUCCUAUUUUGUUGUUGUUACCUUAUCUUCCUCCACCCUACCUACUUCCCGACUUCAAAAAAAAAAUAAAAAAAUACCACCCCCUCUCGAUCAGUCUAUACCUCCCAUCUAUCCGUAUAGCUGUACUGUGCUUUGCUUAAGGAUUGGCAGUGUGUGGUGCAAAAAGACGCCCCUUACGAAGCUGUUGAUAUCCCGUGCUUUCGCAUUAAGCCACACAUCUGGUUCAACCCUCAUUGUUGUUGUACAGCCACUUCAGAAACAAUCGAGAAAUAGUUUCUUCCUUCGUAGUAAGGAAAGUCAGAAUCUCCAAAGAAACGAAAAAAAACACAAGUGGUGACAUGGAAUCAUCUUGUUCUCUCAUCUGAAUUGAAGUGACUUCUGUGACGCCCGGAAGCGACCAAAACACAAAGCACUCGAUAUCCCACACUGCCCAAUGCGCUACACCCUUCCCAAGGUAUAUUGACUGCAGAAGCCAAAAAAAAAAAAAAAAAAAUAAAAAAUAAAAAAAAAAGGAUCCCUUCCAUCGUUCGAACCGGAACUCGAGCCCAAUGCAACAAUAGUGGCCUUGUUAACGUAUCGUACCCUCCCAAGCGACUGUAUCUACCUACCCAAACCAAAAACAAAACCUCUGUGAAUCCCGUAUAACAGAAAACAGAACCAACGAAAAAAAAAAAGAUAGCAAUAAAUAAUCAGCAACCAUGUCUAAAGAUGAGGAGAAAAUUAACAGUGUGGUGCCGUCUCCGGGCAGUGACCCCAGCGAGACAAGCUCCCUCGAUGAAGAUGCCGUGAAACUCGCGGCCAUGGGCUACACCCAGGACAUGAAGCGCAAGUUCUCGCUGUUCUCCCUGCUCGGCGUGGGCUUCUCGCUGACCAACUCGUGGUUCGGCAUGUCUGCGUCCCUGAUCACUGGCAUUUCGUCGGGCGGGCCGCUGCUGGUCAUGUACGGUAUCCCGUGGAUUGCAUUUAUCUCGAGUUGCGUGGCCAUCACGCUGUCUGAACUCGCGAGCUCUAUGCCCAAUGCUGGAGGCCAGUAUUUCUGGGCGAACGAGCUGGCGUCUCCGAAAUAUGCAAACUUUGCGUCUUAUCUGACCGGUUGGUUUGCGUGGACGGGGAGUAUUUUCACCUCUGCCAGUGUUGCGCUGGCGUUGGCCUCUGCGGGCGUUGGAAUGUGGCAGCUUGGACAUCCUGACUUCGUCAUCGAAUCCUGGCACAUCGUCGUCGCCUACCAAGUCAUUAACGCAUGGUGCUUCCUCUUCAACUGCGUAGGCAAACUCCUCCCCAAGGUCGCAGUGACCACCCUCUAUCUCUCUCUCAUGUCCUUCACGGUGAUCAUCAUCACCGUCCCGUCCAAGGCCCCCACGCACCAGGACGCCAAAUUCGUCUUUGCCACCUUCAUCAACAACACAGGCUGGAAAUCCGACGGCAUCGCCUUCAUCGUCGGCCUCAUCAACCCCAAUUGGGUCUUCGCCUGUCUUGACUCUGCCACCCACCUUGCCGAGGAGGUCGCGAGCCCGGAGCGCUCCAUCCCCAUUGCCAUCUGCGGUACCGUCGCCAUCGGCUUCACCACCGCCUGGUUCUACUGCAUGUCCAUGUUCUUCAGCCUGAGUGACUUCGAGACACUCAUCAGCACGCCGACCGGCGUCCCCAUCCUCGAGCUCUUCCACCAGGCCCUGAACAGCAAAGCCGGCGCCAUCGCCCUGGAAUCCCUGGUCCUCUGCACCGGCUUCGGCUGCCAGAUCGCCUCGCAUACGUGGCAGUCUCGCCUGUGCUGGUCCUUUGCGCGCGACCGCGGCCUCCCGUUCCACAAGCACCUGUCCCAGAUCCACCCCAAGCUCGACGUGCCGCUCGUGGCGCAUGCAUCCAGCUGUUGCAUCGUCGGUGUACUGGGACUGCUGUAUCUCGGCUCCUCCACCGCCUUUAACAGCAUGGUGACUGCAUGCAUUGUCCUGCUGUAUAUCUCGUAUGCCAUUCCCAUUAUCGCGUUGCUCAUCCGCGGCCGGGAUAACAUCAAGCACGGCCCCUUCUGGCUGGGGAAAAUUGGCCUUUGUGCAAACAUUGUAGUUCUUUUGUGGACUGUGUUUACCAUUGUUAUGUAUUCGUUCCCUUCGGUUUAUCCCGUCAGGACUUCCAACAUGAACUACGUUUCCGCCGUCUACUUCGUCGUUGUCGUCAUCAUCGUCGCCGACUGGUACCUGCGUGGUCGACGAGACUACCGUGGCCAGCAUGAGCGCCACGAGGAAGUAGAACAGUUCAUGAACAGGAGAACAAGCGUUGUGCAAUAGAAAAAGAAGGCAAUUAGAUUUACACGCUUAUUUGUUUUUCUUUUUCGCACUUGUCUGUUUGUUAGCUUGCGUGUUAUCUUGCUGGACGGUUUCAAUGGUAGUGGCAUGGGUAGCUACUAUUUGCGAGAGAACUAAAUAUACCCCACCCCCCCCCCCCCC